Durusdinium trenchii is the source of this 2318-nucleotide messenger RNA. The record is from the annotation of a GenBank genome assembly. NCBI's taxonomy places the organism in Eukaryota, Dinophyceae, Suessiales, Symbiodiniaceae.
GUUUUCUAACCUCUUCUCUUUUUGGAAUACCCGACCCAGCGGUGCUCGGAGCAAUGCCUUGGAGCCGUUGCUUGGCGCCGGUGCUGCCGUCACUGAGCCGAAGAAGUCGUUGCGAGGAGCCCUCCGACUCCGAGCCACCGACUCAGCGACCCCCACGGGUGGUGGUGGUGGGCGCAGGGCUCACCGGAUGCCUCACAGCAGCACUGCUGAGGCGAUCGCUCCCCCAGCUGGAACUACAGGUGUGGGAAAGGGCAACAUAUCCUUCAGGUCGCUUUGGUGCCGGUUUGGCAUUUGAGGGUCACUGGCUAGACCUGGGCGCACAGGUCUUGUCACUGAUAGAGGUGGAUUCAGGCCAUCCAAAUGCUGGGGCAGAUGGACACAACUUGCAGAGCUCUGACCUUUGUAGUGCGUGGGAAGAAGUUCAGAAGAUGGUGUCGCAAAGCUUCCUACAUCGAGUGCCUGAUGACAUGCUCGCAGCCACGGAGGAGCGGAUGAAGUACACAGGUUUGUGGGCUCAUUUCUGGUGCCACCAGGGCUUUGGGGCUUUGCAGCGGCGCUACCUAGCAGAAGCUCGUGCCGAGCUGCGUCAUGGCCGUGUGGAUGCGGUCGCUGAUGGAACGUUGGUGAUUACCAAGAGACCCAGUGGACAAGUCUUGCGGGAGGAGGCGGACUUGGUGAUCCUAGCGGUGCCCGCGCCCGAGGUCCUGCGCGUGACCGGACCGGGGCGGUGGCCGGCGGUGGCUGCGGCGUUGGAGCGGAUCCGCUAUGACCGGCGCAGCGCGGUGGGCGUGGCCUUGGACCACGCACUGCUCCUGCCAGUGGCUGAUGCCUUUGCUGGCGCAGCUGAGAUGUCCUUGGAUCUUCCUCAAUAUGUGGAAGCAGAUGACAAAGUACAUUUGAUUGCCUGGCAAAACGUGAAACGCAUGGAAUGCCAUGGCGUGUCCAGUACCUCGAUUCCGCAUGGAGAUCCCAUUCUUUUGGUGGUGCACUCCACCACCAGCGAACCCAAUUUCCACCUGAGCGACGCAUUGAAGGCAGUGAGCCAAGUCUUGGGUGUGCCAUCGUCGUUGGUGGAGGGCCUUGUUCUGAAAUCCAAAAUGGUCGAUUGGACCUCCUGUCAGAUGGUACAGCCCUUGGAAAGCAUCCCCACAAAUCUCCGGGUGGAGGAGCCAUGUUUACAGCAUGGCCGCGUCAUUGUGGCAGGAGACUUUUGGUCUCAAAGUAGCUUCUUAGGCUGUUUUUGUUCGGCCAAAGCUGCCGUGCGUUGUGCUGUAACAAAUCUGGAGGCAAAAGUGCUCCGAUGGAAUUUAGCACUUGCCACUGCAGCCAAGUCAGCCAAGUGGAAGAGAGCCCUGUCCUUGAUGCAAGGGCUGAGAACAGAAGCUUUGCAGCCAGACGUGGUCACUUUCAAUACCCUUCUUCGUGCUUGCACACGUGCGAGUCGAUGGAAGCUUGGUUUGUUCAUGCUAGAUUCUAUGAGAGAGCAAGAGCUGAAAGCAGACGCAGUGACUUUCACGUCUCUGUUGGGCUUUCAAAAAGAUGCCGCCGCCUGGAUUCGCGCUGUGGCCAUCCUGCAUGCCAUGCAACUGGCACUGCUUCAACCUGAUGGGCAUGCUUUGAAUGCAGUCUUGGCAGAAUGCAUGGCAGCAGGCCAUUGGACCUUGGGCUUGAUCCUUUUGAAGCAGGUUCAGUCUGCUCAGUUGGCUUCGAGGAAACCAGAUAAGCAACAUGCUGUGGCUCUAAGUACUGUGAUGGCCGGAGCUGUGAGAGCAGGGCGUUGGGACGUUGCUUUGUCUCUUUUUGGAGCCUGCGAAGCUCUGGAUCGUGUCGAUGGUGUCCUUUUGUCUACGUGCAUGCGAGUUUGCCGCGCUGGACAUUUCUGGCAGUUGGGCUUGUUGUUGCUUCCUAGAGCCCAAGAUCCUGAUGCCGCAGUGUAUAAUGCCGCUAUUAGCAUGUGUGCAGAUGCAGGUCAAUGGCAGACGGCCUUGGGUCUGUUCGGAGAAGCUCAUCGCAACCAGCGCACGGACACCACGAGUUGCAACGCCGCCAUCACCGCCUGUGAUCGGGGCCGGGCUUGGCCACACGCGCUCUACACUUUUCACUUGGCUGUUGGGCUUCGAGAUUACAUCAGCUAUUGCGCCAUCUUCAGUGCUUGCCGGGGACAGUGGCCCCUGACUCUAGCUUUGCUGCGGAUGGCAGCCAGCGAGCAGAUUCAACCAGGCGAACGAGCCUGGAGCGCUUUGCUCACCUCCUGCAACUCACAAUGGGAGUUGGGCUUAGUGCUUGCCGAUGAAGGAGCGCAAGCAGAGUAUAGAUGA